This is a messenger RNA of Eufriesea mexicana, 2984 nucleotides long. It is a transcript of the gene lds, whose product is annotated as transcription termination factor lodestar. The record is from RefSeq and is a predicted model, not a curated record. Gene Ontology annotation, biological process: DNA repair. The transcript is spliced from 10 exons. Gene Ontology annotation, molecular function: ATP-dependent activity, acting on DNA; ATP binding. Lineage: Eukaryota; Metazoa; Arthropoda; Insecta; Hymenoptera; Apidae. The coding region runs from base 34 to 2961 and encodes 975 amino acids. Gene Ontology annotation, cellular component: nucleus.
UUAUUUUCCAACAAAGUAGUUUACUUUCUGCAAAUGGACGAAAGUUUCAGUCAGUGGCGCGAUUCGUCUUGCAUUACAAAAGAUAAGUCUUUUGUUAUUUCGGAUAGCGACGAAGAUAUUAACGAAAAUAAUGAGAAACAGCAGAUUUUUGUGAUUGAAAGUAGUGAAAGUAGUGGAAAUGUUUCUGCAAAUUUAACACCGGAAAAGUUAAGACUUUCUUCAUCCGGAAAAUUAUCAUUGACGGAGAAAGCGAUCAAGCAUAAAAUUAGGAAGCAUAUUUCAUAUUAUUCUGACAAGGAAUAUACCAAUAAUCAUAAUGAAAAUAAUUUUGUUUUAUCUAGUGAUACUGAUGAUGAUGUGUCAGCUGUUGAUGACGAUGAUGAUGAUAAUAAUGAUGCUGAACAAGUAGUGGAAAACAAUUACAAAAUAAAGAAGGAUAAAGGAGUAGAAAGUGUUUCAAAGCAAAAAGAACAAAAUGUAGAAGCCAAGGUUUCUAAUACAUCUGAAGGUAUAUGCAGCGAUAACAAUAUGAUUGAAGGAUAUGUCUCAGAAGAAAGUGCAAAAGACCGAAAUUCGGGUCUUUCAACGGAUUCAGAUUGUCAGAUAGAUGAUGAAAAUAAUUUGCAAUCUGAAACUGCAAUGUCUUUAGCAAAACGAGAAAUUGGUCCUGGUAAUACAGAUCCAUUGGCUGCACAAAAAAGAGCUCUUCUUGUUUGUAAAAUGGACCAGUUACAAAAUCAGUUAAGCAAGACAAAGCUAUUGUACACUUCUGGUAAUAUUAGUUUAUUACCAGAUAAAGGACAAAAAUUAUGUGAAAGUAUUGCAAUGCAAGAAAGAGAAAUAGAAGCAAUUGAACUUGAACUGAAAAAUACACCUUUAACGCAAAUUAUUAAAGCUGAACCACAAUGUAUGAAGCAAGAAAUAUCAUCCAUCAAGGAAGAAUUUACUACUCAGAAAGACUCAUAUUCUGAUAAAUUUGAUUCUUAUUAUGAUCCAGAUAAUAUAUUGACAAAACCAAAAAUAUCCUCAGAAGAUAAAGAACUUGGAAAAAUAGCUCAGGCAACGUUAGAUAAAGAAUUAGCUUUGACAAUUGAUAGAUUGCAAGAUUUGCACGGAUCUCUUGUUGCUAGACCAACUGAGGAGGAGAGGGCAGAAGAUCCACAAGGCUUGAGAGUAAAAUUAAUGCCACAUCAGCAACAUGCAUUGGCGUGGUUGAUAUGGAGAGAGCAACAAAGACCUCCUGGUGGUGUUCUCGCUGAUGAUAUGGGUUUGGGUAAAACUUUAACAAUGAUAUCCUUGAUUAUAGCCAGUAUUGCUAAAAGAAAGUUACAAGAAACAGAAACAUGCGAUGACGAGAAAUGGAUGGACCAUAAUGUACCGUUACGACAUAAAGGAGGUACGCUUGUAGUUUGUCCCGCGUCUUUGUUAUCACAAUGGGAAAAUGAAAUAAAGCACAAAUGUAAACGUGGUAUGCUCUCCGUUGAAAUUUAUCAUGGUACAAAUCGGGAAAAUGUGCCAAAAAGAUUAGCAAAAAACAAUGUAGUUAUUACAACAUAUAACAUACUCACGCGUGAAUUUAAAACCAUGUCCAUGGUAUAUCGAAUUUAUUGGGAACGCAUUAUACUCGAUGAAGCACAUAUAAUUCGAAAUCAUAAAAGUCAGGCAUCUGAAGCGGUGUGUGGCCUUGUAGCGAGUAAACGGUGGGCUCUCACUGGAACACCUAUUCAAAAUAAGGAAAUGGAUUUAUAUUCUAUUUUGAAAUUCCUUCAGUGUUCUCCGUUCAAUGACCUACGAGUAUGGAAACGUUGGGUAGAUAACAAAAAUGCAGCCGGUCGUCAGCGAUUGGUAACUGUGAUGAAAACAUUAAUGUUACGUAGAACAAAACAGGAACUUCAAGCUAAUGGCGAAUUAGAAAGUCUUCCAGAAAAAUUUGUGGAAGUGAUACUUGUAAAGCUCGAUCCGCAGGAACAGUUGGUGUAUGAGAAAGUGUUGAUUUAUUCUCGUACACUAUUUGCUCAGUUCUUGGCUCAAAGAUCUGAGAAAGAUCAUAUGGUCGAUUUAGCUGUUGGAAAAUACGAUAAACCAACGUUUCUUUCGAAUCCAAAUAAAAAUACUCAGUUCACAAAGGCGCAAAACAAAUUGUUGUCGUUACAUGCUGACGUCAAAACACACGAAAUUUUGGUUCUUCUACUGAGAUUACGUCAAAUUUGUGUUCACCCGUCGCUUAUUAAUUCAAUGCUAGAUCAGGAAUAUAUGAAGGAAAGUGGAAUAACGGAGACAGAAAAUUUCGAUCCGGAUUUAUUAUCCCAAAUAAAUAAUAUAACGUUGCAAGACUCGGAUGAUAAAGCUGAAAUAAGUACAGACAUAGGGGUUGAUCACAGAGUAGUUAGCAAUCUAUUGACCUCUAAGAAUCCUGUGUUUAUGGCCGAUCGCCCAAGUUCUAAGAUAAAGAUGGUGCUUAAUAAGGUCGAGGAAAUUCUGCAAAAAAAUGAUAAAAUGAUUAUUGUUUCUCAAUGGACAGGUCUGCUGAAUAUUAUCGCAUUUUGUUUAUCUUCAAUAAAAGGCGCCAGUUUUAAUAUGUUUACAGGCAAUGUACCUAUCAAGGAAAGACAGGGUAUAAUGGAUUCGUUCAACACUCCAAACAGCGAUCCGAAAAUACUAUUGCUUUCGCUUACUGCUGGAGGUGUUGGGUUAAACCUAGUAGGUGGAAAUCAUUUGUUGUUAAUAGACAUUCAUUGGAAUCCACAAUUAGAAGUGCAGGCGCAAGAUAGGAUUUAUCGUUUCGGACAGCGAAAAAAUGUCUUCAUAUACAAAUUUAUAUGCGAGGACACGAUAGAAGAGCGUAUAAAACAUUUGCAAGAUAAGAAAUUGGAAAUAGCUCAAAAUGUGCUCAGUGGUGAUAAGAACUUGGCUACUUCGAAACUCACGCUCAAUGACCUUAAGUCUCUGUUUGCUCUUUAAAGUUUAAGUCUUUUUUUUUAUAC